This is a messenger RNA of Brassica napus (rape), 1427 nucleotides long. Its product is annotated as RHOMBOID-like protein 8. The transcript is spliced from 7 exons. Gene Ontology annotation, cellular component: membrane. Gene Ontology annotation, molecular function: serine-type endopeptidase activity. The coding region runs from base 36 to 1196 and encodes 386 amino acids. Lineage: Eukaryota; Viridiplantae; Streptophyta; Magnoliopsida; Brassicales; Brassicaceae. Gene Ontology annotation, biological process: proteolysis. The record is from RefSeq and is a predicted model, not a curated record.
UCACUGUCACUCGUCGUCUCCGAUCCCUAACCGCAAUGGAGGUUACAACGGAGCCGAAGACGCAGAUCGAUGAAGCAUCUCAUCGCAACCUCUCGUUUUCCACUCCCAUCGCCGGCGAUCCAAGCUCGGACAAACUCCCCUUCUUCCGCCACCGCUCGCGGCAGAUCAAGCGCGACACGUGGCUCGUCUCCGUCUUCGUGCUUCUCCAGAUCGUCGUCUUCGCUGUGACUAUGGGAGUCAACGACUGCUCCGGAAACUCUAACGGCCACUGCGCCGCCAAAUUACUCGGCCGAUUCUCUUUCCAGCCUCUCUCUGAGAAUCCUAUGCUCGGUCCCUCCGCUUCUACCUUCGAACACAUGGGAGGUCUUUACUGGAAUGCUCUGGUUGAGAAACAUGAGAUUUGGCGUGUGUUGACGUCUCCCUGGCUGCACAGUGGAUUGUUUCAUCUUUUGAUAAAUCUUGGGAGCUUGAUUUUCGUUGGGAUAUUCAUGGAGCAGCGAUAUGGACCAUUGAGGAUUGCAGUAAUAUACUUCCUCUCUGGCCUUGUGGGAAGUCUCUUCGCUGUGUUGUUUGUUCGAAACAUCCCAUCAAUCUGUUCCGGUGCUGCUUUCUUUGGAUUGAUUGGAGCUAUGCUUUCUGCACUUGCAAGGAACUGGAAUCUAUAUACCUCCAAGGUUUCAGCAUUAGUGAUCAUACUCACUAUCUCCACAGUCAAUUUCCUGAUCGGCUUUCUCCCUUACAUUGACAACUUUGCGAAUAUUGGCGGUUUCAUAUCAGGAUUCCUUCUUGGAUUUGUGCUGUUAUUCACCCCACAGCUGAGACAGGACCCCCCUCCACCUCACAAGGGAAAACUGUUUGAAGAUGAUAUGAGAAGUUCCACAAGGCUUAAAGAAAUGUUUGACAGACCAGUGUUAAGGAUUGUAUGCCUGCUUGUGUUCUGUGGAAUACUUGCUGGUGUUCUAGUAGCAGCCUGCUGGGGCGUUAAUCUCAACCGCUACUGCAACUGGUGUCGCUAUGUUGACUGUGUUCCAACCAGGAAAUGGAGCUGCAGCGACAUGACUACUUCCUGCGAGGCAAUGGUGAGUGAUGCUCAGCUAACACUAACGUGUAUGGCCAAUGGAAAGUUCCGGAUAUUCCCUUACACCAACAUAUCACAAGCCAGGACACAAGACCUCUGCACGCUCGUCUGCACUUAAACAUGACCAGGUGUGGCUUUGUGGGUCUAGUAGAAUGAGAAGAAAAGGGCCGACCUUGACACAGGUAGAGAGAGAGAUAUAGAGAUAGGGCCACUAAAAUUGAUUUUGGAAAGAAAAAAAAGUAGAAUUGAGAAUGUUACACAUCAUAUUAAAAUGCAGACAUAAUAGCUGAACAAGCCCAUACUGUGGUCCUGAUUCUCAUUAACCUCUACUCAACUGCCUACUUCUCUC